Molecule: messenger RNA, 942 nt
Organism: Fusarium fujikuroi IMI 58289
Lineage: Eukaryota; Fungi; Ascomycota; Sordariomycetes; Hypocreales; Nectriaceae
Exons: 3
Coding region: 1-942 (313 amino acids)
Source: RefSeq, a predicted model, not a curated record
AUGUCUGUCAAAUACGUCACCGAAGGCCUUCCGGCCGCCCCAGAAAUUUCCCUCAAGACCAUUCAUAUGGCGGGUUUGCGUGUCGAUGUCUAUGGCCUUGAUGAACUUCCUCCCAAUGUCCCCGUUUCGUGCCUGUGGCUUCUGCACCCUCGUACCAGAUCACGAGACACCAUGAAUGAUAUUGCGAGACGCACCAUAGGAGCAUGGGGCACGCAAGCUGGUAGCAACUCUAAGCGCGGUCUCAUCGCCCUGGCAUUUGAUAUGCCCAACCACGGAACUAGAAGGGUUAGUAUAUCAGCAAACCAUCCUUGGAGCAAGGGAAAUCCGACUCAUGCGCUUGACAUGUUUUCCAUGGUGAAGGGAGGCGUAUCAGAUAUGAGUAGUCUCAUGGACCUUGUUUCGGCAUUCUUUGGGGAGAAGAGAAUUGAUGCGGCUGUGGUGAUUAUCGGGUGUCCUGAUUUCGCAGGACUCAUGUCUGGUCGCGCUGCUGGAUCGAAACUCGACUGCGGCCCUGAUUUUAUCGGAAGCAAAUACUUCCCCAAAGAUCUCAUCGAAAUCUGCAGCAGACACGACCCUAAGGCUAUUUGCUUCGGUAAUUCGCCCAUCCCACCUUCACUAUCCUCUGCCGAACAGGGCCGCCUGAGGGCUAUUCUGGAUGAGCGCGUCAAAGACAAGAAGCUACUUCUCUGCUCCGGCGGUGACGAUGAAUUGGUUCCGUACGCCAAUACCAAGGAAUUUUCGACGUUAUUGAAGGAAGCUGUGGGUGAAAAGGGCUGGUAUCGCGAUGGUGGGCUGGAGGUGGAUGAUAGAGUAUACGAGGGUAUUGGACAUAAGUUCAGUCCCAAGAUGGUGGAGGAUGCUGUGCAGUUCUUGGUUAAUGCAGUGGAAAGGGGACCGAGAGGCAAGAUACAUGUCAGAGAGGGGGAGAAAAGUGUUCUGUAG